AUUAACGAAGUUGAAGUUAGAAAAGCAACGUCAGUUUAUAUGCGCCAGGGCGAUGAUUCUUCAUCCAGAUCCUCCAAACCUCUGAAUUCUGAUGUUCAUUUUCCCACUUCCAGAAUCAUCGUCCCAAACCCUAACCCUAAAAGCGAGAGAGAGAGAGAGAGAGAGAGAAGGGAGUAUUUGUUGACUGAGAAGAUUCAAGCUUGUAUUGUUACGUAUAUGUGCAUGUACUACUGUUGCUGAAGAGAAUGGCGAUAAUUGGCGAUGCGCUUCGACAAGCGUUCAUGCCGAAAAACGAGUACGAAAGCCUGCGGGAGGAGGAUAAGGCGUGGCUCCGGCUGCGGAAGCCUUUCGUAGUGUUCUCAGUAGCCCUAAUUUCGAUCGCGGUUUUGGUUUCCACUCUGAUUAGCUUCAGCAUAGUGUUCCCGGAAGAUCCGGCACGACGCCCCUUUUGCGGGGACCUACGAAUUCAACCACUUUCUAUCAAUAUCACCGCCUCGGCAACGACGACGACUAUAAGCGGUGGGGCCGGCAGAGGUGGUGACUCCGAUGGGCCUUUUGGGGCUUUCUAUCUCACCAAUCAGGAGACUGUGGAUUAUUAUUGGAUGGUUGUGUUUAUACCAUCGUUUGUUGUCUUCGCCAUUUCUGCAGUGUAUCUGAUUGCAGGAAUUAUUGUUGCAUAUACUGCUCCUUCAAGGCAUGGAUGUUUGAAGGUAGUUGAGAAUAACUACUGUGCUUCUAGAAGAGGAGGAGUGCGAUGUCUAUCAAUUCUCAACGUUGUUUUUGCUAUCAUUUUUGGACUUUUAGCACUGUUUCUUGGUUCAACCCUGCUCACUCUUGGAAGCAGCUGUUCUGUGCCCCUGUUUUGGUGCUAUGAAAUUGCAUCAUGGGGCCUGGUAAUUCUAUAUGGAGGAACUGCCUUCUUCUUGAGAAGAAAGGCUGCUGUAAUUCUAGAUGAAAGUGACUUCACCGGACACAAUCUUGGAGUAGAAAUGCUUGAAGCAAAUCCAGUUGAAGUCACGCCAGAGAUGGAGAGACGCAUAAAUGAAGGUUUUAAGGCAUGGAUGGGUCCAUCUUUUUUGUCCUCCGAUGAAGAAGAUGAAUCUGACAACUACCAGGAAGUAUCAACUUUAUCUCGAACCAAUUCUAGCCGUCAAAGAGUGUAAUGUUAUCCUCAAAUCUUCUUACAUCUUAUUCAAGACUUCUUUCCAAACCAACAAAGUGCCAACGUGAAAUGUGAUGUUUCCCCGCCAUCAAUUUUCCACAUUUCCCCGCCAUCAAUUUUCCCAACUUCGAAGUUCGAACACAGCAGGGUUUGGACCUAAUGUAUGGAAGGCGUCAGUUGACAGUUGUAUAGUUGUUCAUACGACUGAUCCAUAAUGCAGGAUUGAAGAGACCAUAAAAGAUUAAUUCAUUCCGAUAUAGAGUUUCAAAGCUGUAAAAAGUUAGCUGAGAAAAAUGAUAUUCUUGCUUGUCAGGCCAGGAUUGUUAGAUAGUUGAUAUACAAACGUUUCUGCUAAUCUUUUCUGGGAUGAUAACUAACUGAUGCAACGUAUUAAAGCAAUUUUGUGUUUCUGUUUUUAA
Molecule: messenger RNA, 1581 nt
Organism: Ipomoea triloba (trilobed morning glory)
Lineage: Eukaryota; Viridiplantae; Streptophyta; Magnoliopsida; Solanales; Convolvulaceae
Exons: 3
Coding region: 246-1163 (305 amino acids)
Source: RefSeq, a predicted model, not a curated record